Messenger RNA from Puntigrus tetrazona (Sumatra barb), 7243 nucleotides. It is a transcript of the gene amotl1, whose product is annotated as angiomotin like 1. The coding region runs from base 4139 to 7135 and encodes 998 amino acids. Gene Ontology annotation, cellular component: cytoplasmic vesicle; plasma membrane; bicellular tight junction. Lineage: Eukaryota; Metazoa; Chordata; Actinopteri; Cypriniformes; Cyprinidae. Gene Ontology annotation, biological process: angiogenesis; regulation of cell migration; hippo signaling. The transcript has 13 exons. The record is from RefSeq and is a predicted model, not a curated record.
AUCUUUCUAAGAUGUCCUCUUCUCUGCGUCAGGAACUCAGUACUCAACGGACCUGGGUUGGUCCCACCCUUCAUCAGCACUCACACUCUGGACUUGGAUGAUAUUGGAAUUUAUUUGCCUCCUGCACAUAGAGCAGUAGGAGAUAAAGGGCAAGUUCAAAGAUGUUAUAGUUCCACCCACAGCAGUUCUACACAGUUCUCCAUAGCUCUGCAGCACUUAAUAUAACAGUAAACAGUAUGGAGUUAUAAACAAAACAGACAAAAAUAAAACGUAAUCUGAAAUAUACAUUUCUUUAUGACAAGGUAGUGACAGUUCUAUCAGUGUCUAUGUUGUAUAAUAGCUUUCAGGCAGUAUCUAACAUUUCACAUGAAACGAUAUUUUUAACUUUUGGCGUGGAGCUACAACAAAAACUACUUACCCACAGCAGUUUUCCAUAACUCUGCUGCAGACUGUUUAAACUCAAUGGGCAAUAGCUCCACCAGCGCAACCAAUAAUAAGCACGAUCACAUUAACGCAGGAUUUACUUAAAGGACUUUCAAACUAAUGUUUAUAAUUACAGAAAAUGUAUCGUGUUACAUCUUCAAUUCUUCAUUAUGCUUGUUAUACAAAGAUCUGUUAUAAGUUUUCUUGGUGGGAUGUGGUAAGCAUGUUAGCGAUUCUGGGUUCUAUUCAGUCCUUGUAAUUUCCAUUUGUUAAUGCAAAGCAACUCACAGGUGCUUCUGUAACUCCCUCUUCUGGCCACAAGAGGUCUCUAAUACCCUGAGUAUUAAACUUUGCCCAUUUCACUACAUUUCCCAUUCACCCCAUAUCUGACACUGAUGAGCUGUUUCCCACUACCUGGACAAUUUAAGAAGUCAGACCAGUGAGGCUCUUUGUGAAGUUUUUUGAAGUGUUAAUAAAGAAUAAUUAAUAGUGUUAAUAAGCGAAUUUAUUUGCCUCCUGCACAUAGAGCAGUAGGAGAUAAAGGGCACGUUCAAAGAUGUUAUAGUUCCACCUACAGAGAAUGGCAAUCAGAAUAUAUAGGAGAAAUGCUUGGUAAGGCCGUAAGACUGGUAAUACUUCGCACUGAGCACAUGGAGGGCCUAUGGUUAUAAAGCUCUCAAACAGGAAAUGAACCAAGAAAAAGCAGAGGGGAUGAGUACAGCUAGUACUCAGGCGAGGGCUCCCUCUGUUGGCUAGGCAUUAUAGAUUGAUACUAACAGAGAUAAAAUAGUAACUAUGCAGCCUUCAGCUACAGUAUCACAUCAGAUAGUGCACUAUAGAUCCCUUGAGGCAAAAUUAUACUCAUUCUCUAUUAUAAGAGAGGAAGAAUUGUACAAACUUAUUAAAUCAUCUAAACUGGCAACACGUAUGUUAGACCCUAUUCCAUCUAAACUAUUAAAAGAGCUACUUUCAAGUCAUAGAUCCUAUUUUGACCAUUACUAAUUCAUCACUAUCAUUAGGAUAUGUCCCAAAAAACUUCAAAUUGGCAGUAGUUAAGCCUCUCAAUAACAGACCACAUCUUGACCCCAAAGACUUAAAAUGGUAAAUUAUACACCAAUCUCAAAUCUCCCUUUUCAGUCAAAGAUACUAGAAAAAGUAAUAUUCUCGCAUUUAAAUUCAUUCUUAAAAUGGUUUCUGUGAGAUUUUCAUUCAGACCAUACCGUAGUACUGAGACUGCUCUUAUUACAAACGACCUGCUUAUAUCAUCUAUCGUUAUUAGAGCUAUUAGAUCUUAGGGCAGCGUUCAAUACUAUUGAUCACAACAUUCUCUCAAAUAUAUUGGCCCGGUUCUGUCAACACUGUAUUGACUCCCAUUCAAACAACGGAUAGAUUUUAAAAACUUGUUAAGUACUUAUUAAGCCCUAAAUGAUUAAGCUCCCCAACACCUGAACAGGUUCUUUUCACAUUAUUGUCAGCACCCAGAUAUAAUAUUCAUCGGAGACCAGAACACCUAGAUGAGCUCCGUGGACCAAUCACCAGAACCAGAUGCACAUUCACAUACAAUAUGUCCUUUGCACAAUCCGACAUCACUGUGUUUAAAAUUUAACUGGACAUUAAGUGCUGGUAUCCGGCCAGAGGAGAACUGAUCCCAAAUGAGAUGUCUCCCAGGUUUUCUCCCAGGGUUUUUUUCCAUUCUGUAAUGGUUGGAGUUUUGGUUCCUUGCCAUUGUCACCUCUGGCUUGCUUAGUUGGGGCAUUUAAUUUCUAGCGAUUAUCAUUGAUAUCAUCACAGAGACCAUCUUUCCUAUUUUCCUAUCUGAAACUGUUCAGUGCUUUGAUACAAUCUGUAUUGUUAAAAGCGUUAUAUAAAUAAAAGUGAAUGAUUGAUUGAAUAAAGCUGCAAAUGAUAACAGACAAGGCACAAUAGUGGGGUUUAUAUGCUAAAGUUGUGUUUGAGAAGUUUGUAUUCAGGUAUUUAUAGUAUCAGGUCAGAUGUCAGGUCAGUUUUACAUGGAGAUGAGGAGUCUGAUGACUUGGGGGAACUGCCCUGCCAAUCUGCAGUCUGACCGUGAGGGUCUGAAUGCUUUUGUACCUUCUGCUGGUUGGUAGGAGGUUGAAGAGCUGAUGUUGAGGGGUUGGUGAGCGUGAUUUCACCAAGUACAAGAUGUUCUGGAACAACAUUCCAAUCAACCAAUCGGAUUUGAGGGAUAGGUUUUCAGCAAAUAUUGUUUAUCCAGCAGUCCUGGAUAAACAAUAAUGAGAGGUGUGUGGGGUUGCAUUCAAUCAUGGUGGCUUUCCAAAUGGAGCAGGUGGUCUAAAUUUCUGUGCUAGAGGAGAAAGAGACGCUGAUGAUUUUCAGGGGUCCUCACUAUCUGUUGCAAGGUCUUGCAGUCUUGCAUUUGUUACUUUUACUGUGUAUUUUGGAAGACAAUAAUUUGCUUUACCACCAGAUAGCACAGAUCCGUUCACUUUAUUACAAAAAUAGACUGUGCUUAAUUUAUAUUAUAUACAUCUAACAUGCUACAAUGCAACAAAUUCUUAAAACUCUGUAUUGUCUUUAUGAAAUUAUGCAAAUUUAUGCAAUUUGGUGAAUAAGUAAAGUAAAAAUGCCCACAUGACCAAAUAAUGUGGAAUGUGCACACAAACCCAAGUAGCAAUGUAUAAUUAUGGUCAAGGGUGGGAGCCCAUUGAAUUCUGGGACAGCUAAAAAAAGCCACUAAGAGAAAAGGAGCGAUACACAUUUAGUUUGGGAUCUAUUUGUGUCAUCUAAAAUGUUGCCUUUUAGUAUAAAAUGUGUAUGUUCUUAUUACAUAUUACUUGCAUUAGUUAUUGAAUAAAUGAAUUUUUUACUAAGCAUAUAUCAAGGCUAUCGCCUAUUACAAACAGUACACUUUAUGAUAUUCAAAUAUAAACAAUAGCACAAAUAUAUAGGAAUAAUAUAGUGAUAUAAAACAGAAGUUCUUAAGAUCAUAUGCUAUUACCAUUUUCCAAAAUUCUAUCUGCAACCGUCUCAAUCACUAUAUUGUUGCUGUUUAGUGGGAAUAAAAGUAGUUAUUCAAUUUGUGUUUGAAUAUGUAUGUGUGAGUUGAUAUAAUAAUUUCUUAAAAUGCAGAAAUUGUUCAGGUUAGGUUACAGUAUUUAAAAGGAAAAGUUUAUAGGGUACAUUUCUAAAACUAUGUAUAUGUGUAUAUGUAUAUGUGUAUCUGUAUGCAUAUGUGCAUAUGUACACAUCACUACUUUUAUUUCUGUAUCCUUUAUUAAUUGUAAAGGAUGUUUGCAUGGUUUACUUCUGACUUUUUGUCUCUUUUCCUUUGUCUGUAUUUGUGCCUCUGAUUUUAUUUCCCUUAACCAAUGUCUCUUUCUCACACUCCCUUUUUUCCAUUCCAAGGCCUUUGGAGUUUGUUCAACCAGCAUGUCCAUGCAGAGGAUGUGUGUGUAGACUUGGACUGGCAUGUCAAGACAAGACACAUGCACUGAGGCAACAUAUUUUGCGUCGUUUUCCGUCAUAAGUGCUCAUACCUUGAUUGACAUUUCAUAUUCUCAGGACAGCUAUUGAACACCCAAAGUAGUCUGCUGUAUUUUGCCUGUAUUUGAUAAUAUUGUUUGUGGCAGCUGCAACAACAUUAGCAAUAACACAAGAACAAGUGAAGAGACAAAAUCAUCAAACUCCUCUAAACAAAUCUGUGCUAACUUUGCCUACCCGUGCAGCAGCAGACAUGCAUGGUUCUGAAGAGAGUGCAUCUGGAAACAUGCUUCACAGGCUUAUGCAAGAACAUCUCAGAUAUGGAACAAGUGGAAUCAGAGGAGGUGUAGAAAACAACUCUCAGAUGCCAAGCAACCCCACAUCUACAGAAAACCUACUCCUUCAAAAAGAGGGUCAAGUAGCCUACGCAUACCAGCUUAUGCCCCUUCAGUCUCAGUCUCGACAGGAACCUCAAGGUCAGGAGCAUCAAGUGGACAGCAGCUCCAUGGAAAAAACUGGUGUGAGCCAGGGUGCAGGUAUAGCAGUCCAAGCAGACCAGACAUCACCUGGGUUUGACACCCUGGAGCUUCCAUCAUAUGAGGAGGCUAAAAUCCAGUCUAAACUUUACAGAGGGCAGCAAAGUGUGACAGACCUUCAGUCCCAAAUCCCUGGCCACAAUCACCGGAGUAUUCAAAAUCCAGAUGACAAUUUUCAACAAAAUCAGGACCAGGAAAAAGAUGGCAAUGAAAACAUUGUCUACCAAAGUCAGCUGCUACACAACUCGUUUCAGAAGAUGCAACAGUUGUCAACAAUGUCUGGCAGUGCUGCAAGCUCACAUUCCUGUCUGCCAUCACUUUCUAACACACACUCACUUUCUUCCCCUCCUUCUCUUUCAUCCUCUUGCACCUCUCUCUCAGCAGUUCCCAUGGAAGCUCUUUUGGAUGGUCAAUCAUGGGUUCAGCAAGGGGGCACUGGUGGCACAUUUCUUUGUGAUGAAGGUCUGGUAGAGUUGAAACAGGGUCAUGUUCGCUCUCUAAGUGAAAGGAUUGUGCAACUCAGUGUAGAAUGCAGUGGAGCUAGGCAAAGUGUAGGACCAUCUAAUUCACCUUGCACAGGAGGAACUACUCUUUGCAGGGCUGAUAGUACAGCAGAUUCUCUCUCACUAACUAAUAAGACCUCCAUGAAUACCCUACAACUGCCACCACAAUCCUUAAACUCUCCACAGUGUACUUUGGAUCAAAGAGGUCCUCCUCCAGAAUAUCCCUUUAAGUUCAAGGUACAGACUAUACUUUCUCCUACAUUACACAGCAACUCAGAUUCUCUGGAACAUGGCCACUUCAGCAGUGAUACCUUGACAGCUGCCAUGUUGGAGACAGCGCCACUUAGAAAUAUAGCAAGACAAUUUCCUUUGUCUACAUCGCAGCACCAAACACAGACCAUUCCCAUGACUUCUGAGCCUUGUAUCCUGCCAUCACAGGCUUCUCAGCAACAAUAUCAGGCUAUAUCCCUAUCUCAGUCACUAGCAUUUCCUUCAGCUCAGACUGGAUCUGUGACCCAGGGACUGUUUUCUUGCAUGGCUCCUUUUGGACAGCCUUUCCCAGGGGAAACAUUUGCCAAGGUAAACGAUGGCAAGCAGAUGCUGGAGACCCUUAAAGAAGAGAACCAAAACCUCAGACAAGAACUUCAAAAGCAAAAUGAGAUGGCCAGCAAAAUACAACGGUUGGAGUUAGAGACUGUGCGUCUGUCAGAGGCAUAUGAGAGUUUAGUGAAGAGCUCAUCCAAACGAGAUGCUCUGGAAAAGACCAUGAGGAAUAAGCUAGAGGCAGAGAUCAGACGUCUUCAUGAUUUUAACAGAGACUUGAGAGACCGUUUGGAGACAGCCAGUCAACAGCUAGCCAGUCAGGAGCUGAAGGGACAAGAAGACGGACACUUGUAUCUUUCACAGAGGAGAGAAAGCCUAAAAGAUCUGGAAAAAUUAGAGAUAGAGGCAGCCCAUCUCCGAUCAGCCAAUGAGGAUCAACGACGACACAUUGAGAUUUUAGAGCAGGCAUUAAAUAAUGCUCAGAGUAAAGCCCUUAAACUAGAGGAAGAGUUGAGUAAAAAGCAGAAGUAUGUGGAGCGGGUGGAGCGGCUGCAGCAGGCACUAGCACAACUCCAGGUCGCAUGUGAAAAACGUGAGCAGCUGGAACGACGUCUACGUACUCGUCUGGAGAGAGAACUAGAAUCUUUGCGAAUGCAACAGCGUGCUGGUGUAGGUGUACCUAUUAGUAAAUGUGAGUCUAGUGCUCCUGCACUACUGGAUCUGCUAAGGGAGAGAGAGGAAAGGAUUCUGGGAUUGGAGGCUGAUAUGACACGCUGGGAACAGAAAUACUUAGAAGAGAGCGCAAUGAGACAGUUUGCCAUGGAGGCCGCAGCAACAGCUGCAGCGCAGAGGGAUACAACUAUAAUCCAGCAUUCACGCAGUGGCAGUUACAGCGACAGCUCACUGUGGCUGCAUGAGGAUGAGAACAGGAUCCAAAGCAGUCGUCACUGUCAGGAAAUGGAACAAAGGAUGAAAGACUUGCAUGCUCAAUUGCUGGAGAAAGAUGCCAUGAUUAAAGUCUUACAACACCGUUCCCGUCGAGAUCCCGUCCCCCUGCGUCCUGCCCGCUCGGUGCCCUCCAUUUCCAUAGCGACUGGACUACACACACGUCAGUCAUCCCAGUCUGAUCGCAGAGACCAUCACAGCUGGAAAGAUGUUCUCCUGGGAAAAGACCGAGCAGAGCACAUCCUUCCCACUCUGCCCUGUCUCAGCCCUGCCUCUGUCUCUUCAUCUCUCCCUGCCUCCUCUCUUCCUCCAUUAUUCUCCUCUUCUCUACCUUCCUCUUUUCUCCCCUUCUUGGCCUCUGCAGGUUCAAACAAAUCAUUAAUAACCUCAUCUUCAUGUGUUCCCCGCUCCAGCACUUCCUCUCUUCCUCAAUCCUCUUUUUCCACAAUACCCUCUUCUUCCACAUUACCCUUGCCCUCAUCUGGCUCUCCUCUGCCUCCUUUAUCAUUCUCUCUCCCCUCCACUCCUCUCCUGUCCCUUCAUUCCAAAUCUGCCAGCAGGGACGGCAACAGUCAAACAGUACUGAAUCCAAGGACACUUAGCGCUGCAGCCUCCAAAAUACAAGAAAAGACAGAAUCUCCAUUCAGCCAGGCUGAAGGCCUAGAAGGUCAAGUACAGAAGAUGCCCCUACCUGACUUAGAUCUGGUGGAGAUCCUUAUCUGAAAGAACAACCCUGGAAGUAACAUUCCUACAGACAGGAGAGCACUUAAGAAAGAGUGAGAAAGUGAAGAACAAAAUAUGAAUGAGUAUAAGUUUGAAAAAGAAAGGAAG